Laccaria bicolor S238N-H82 is the source of this 633-nucleotide messenger RNA. RefSeq lists its product as uncharacterized. The transcript is spliced from 2 exons. Lineage: Eukaryota; Fungi; Basidiomycota; Agaricomycetes; Agaricales; Hydnangiaceae. The record is from RefSeq and is a predicted model, not a curated record. Bases 1 to 633 code for a protein of 210 amino acids.
AUGAGGCGAAGGGGCGAUACGUGGCGGAUUUCGAGGGGAGGUCCGAAAGAGUUCAAGCUAGCCAAGAUUCAUGUACCCUUGUCCUCCGAUAUGCUGGAGUUCGCAGCGUUACGAUGGAGGCGAGGGAUAAUGCGCGGGGGGUAUAGAGGUCUUGGCUUGGGUGCAUUUGAAGAAAGAUCAAGCUGCGCGUCAUCGCCGAACACACCCUGCCUUUGCGUCCCAUUUUCGCAUUCUUUUCCGUCUGGAGAACUUCCUCCUACUCCCACUCCCAUGACCCAUACACCACCGCAUAGGCGCCCCUCCAAGGUUUUGCAUUACAGCAGAAUGUGUUCGAGACGACCAGUCUUCGGUGUCCCCUCUCUUUCGCCGAGGAAGAUCUCAAAGUCUACCAACGUGUACUUGCAGGGCGCGGAUUUGAAGACAGACAUCGCGAAUGGAGUCAAAGAAUUCCGAUCCUGUCCUUGUGGUAUGCUCUUCAUUGACGACCUCUCCCACGAUGCUCAAUCCAAAUGCAGCUCUUCCACAGUUGACUUGAUAUGGGAGGAGAAUCGCUUCCGCCAUGUCACGGCUGUACUUCAAGUUGGGGGAAACAGGACAGCAAUGUGGUCGUUAUGCGCCUGGGAAUGGGGAUGA